AUGGCUUCUGCAAACAGCGUUCCAGAAAACAAAGGGAAUAGUGUUGAAAAUGUAUGUGAAGUAAAUGUAAUGGCUCUUAAAAUGAAAGAAAAUUAUCAAAAAAAUGCCACAGCAGCAGCAAAACAGCAGGCUGCUCCUCCAGCUAAUGUGUAUAUAAACAUAGCCGGUAGAGCAGUAACAAUGGCUAAUGCACCAAUUAGAUCGAAUAACAAUCAACAAAAUUGUGAAGAUGUGGAAAGUAUGAAAGGUACAUUUUCAUGGAAAAUAAUCGCUGGAUAUUAUAUACCCUAUAUCAUACGAGUAAUUAAUGGUGAUCUUUUAAAGUUUGUAUCUGUACGUAUGGCUGAAACUCAGCUACUCAGCAACUAUUUACAUUAUUUACAUGAUGAUAUUUGUAAAUGCACAUCAGUUAAAAGUAGUAUUAUCACAGAAUCUGAAGCUAAGUUAUUGAAUGAAAUUAACCAAAGACAUGCCGACUACAUAUAUGGGAAAAAAAUGUUUUUCGCAGGACAAGAUUAUAUUGUCCGUUUAGAUGAAGUUGAUGAAUUUUAUAAGUUCAUAGAAGUAUGUUAUAAAAAGUUAAUGUGCAAUAUUACUCCAGUUAGCACAGAAAAAUGCGGUUUUAUACGUAUUAACUCUACAUCUGUUGUGCCAUAUUGUAUUGAAGAUAACCGAAAACUUGUUCCGCUUUUCUACUUGGAAGGCAAAACAGAAAUUGUAGAGCGUCGAGCUGUAAAAUUUGAAAAUUGGAACCUGGCCUAUCUCAAGUUCUUUGUACAGUCAACUCUCGGUAACUUGAAGCUCAAGGGGAAAAAAAAUUUGAAUUACUAA
Messenger RNA from Acyrthosiphon pisum (pea aphid), 831 nucleotides. RefSeq lists its product as uncharacterized. Bases 1 to 831 code for a protein of 276 amino acids. The transcript has 4 exons. NCBI's taxonomy places the organism in Eukaryota, Metazoa, Arthropoda, Insecta, Hemiptera, Aphididae. The record is from RefSeq and is a predicted model, not a curated record.